GCGGCCCGGGAGGGGCGGGGCGCGGAACCUGUAACCGACUGCGACACUAAUCGAGUCCGCGACUUCUACGGCCUCCUACUACAGAGGACGCCCGACCCGGCUUAUGCUCCACGGCAUCAGGGUUCACAUUCACAGACCGGAGUUUCUGCCUGCCUCCUUGGCCUUCCACCGCUCCCUCCGCGCCCUGAGGAGAUGCGGGACUUGCGCCUGGACUGAAACGGGCACAUCCCGGAGCUCCGGUACCGCUGUCCUUGGGGCGUCGCGGUUCUCAGAGCCCCGCUCCGCUCUAGGAUGGUGAGGCGCCAAUCGGCGCGGCCGCAGCUUUUCUGGGAGAAAUGAGUGCGGGCCCGGGCAGGCGGGACUCCUUGGAGCUUGCUGCGAGUGGCGAGGGGACUGUACGGCCGUUCCACGUCUCCCCCUGCAUCCGAGCGUGUUAGUGCGUAGUUGAGCUCGCGUGGCUGUCACUUGAUGCGGGACCCGGUUUGUGGAGCAGUCUAGCUUCCAGUGCAAGACUCUGAGGCCCCGCGCACCUCGGGCUUCGCAUCGGCUAGAGGGGCCCGGCUGCAGAAAAAAAAUCGCAAGGGGUAAGUUGGAGGUGGAACCCCAGAAUGAAGGUCCCCAGCGAAACGUCGGUACUUGUGCCUGGGGCGUGCCGCUAAGCCUGGAAGGACCUUUAGGACAGUUCCGGAGAAAAGGCGAAGGGUGGCCUUAAGGGUCGUCAGCUGCGGUGUCAGACUGCAGCGUACUCAGAGCUGUGAACCACGACAUUCUAAUCUUCCUCCAGUUUUCUCUGUGCGCAUACAUAUGGGAGUCAAGGACAGGGAUUGUUCUGGACGCUGGGUUCUGACCUGUCUUCAAAAAAAAAAGCCGGGUGUCGCAUGCCCUCCUUUUCCCUUGGCCUUGCCAUUCUCCAAGGAAGCCUUGUGAGGAGUAAAGAAGAAUCACUGCUGCACAUCUGAAAAUUAAAUUCAAGGCUUCUCAGAACUUUGCACCUUAAGGAAGACUGACCAGUUCUUGUGAUUCUAAAACCAUGGCCCAUGCAUUGGUGAUGUUCAGCGAUGUGGCUGUAGACUUCUCUCAGGAGGAAUGGGAGUGCCUGGACCCUGCUCAGAGGGAUUUGUACAGAGAUGUGAUGUUGGAGAAUUAUACCAACUUGGUCUCACUGGGAUAUUCUGCCUCGAAGCCAGAUGUGAUUACCUUACUGGAGCAAGGGAAAGAGCCCUGCAUGGUGGUGAAGGAUGUGACAGGAAGAUGGUGCCCAGGUUUGUUCUCCAGGCAUAAGACCAAGAAGUUAUCUCCAGAAAAAGACAUUUAUGAAAUCAGUUUAUCCAAAUGGGAGAAAACAGAAAUAAAUAAAACUCUUGGUAUUAAAGGAUCCAUUUUGAAAAAUGAGUGUCAGGGCAAAAGUGAGUUGGAGGGUCAAGAAGGACCUCAAGAGAGAGAUUCUAGUCGAAUGAAAAUCAUCUAUAAAAAAAUGCCAACAUAUAGAAAACACUCAGCUUUUACUCUGAAUCAUAGAAUUUAUGAUAGUGAGAACUCUUAUGAAUAUAGGGAAUGUAGGAGAACCUUUAGUUGUAGCUCAAACUUGGUUCAUCAUGAGAAAACUUAUUCUGAUGAGAAACAUUAUGAUUGUAAAGAAUGUGGGAGUACUUUUAAUAGUGUCUAUCACCUUACUCUACAUCAGAAAAUCCACACUGGUGAAAAACCCUAUGAAUGUAAGGAAUGCGGGAAGGUCUUUAGUCAUAACUAUGGACUUACUCUGCAUCAGAGAGUUCAUACUGGUGAGAAACGCUAUGAAUGUCAAGAAUGUGGGAAGGCCUUUAGACUUUAUCCACAACUUAAUCGGCAUCAGAGAAUUCAUACUGGUGAAAAACCCUAUAUGUGUAAGAAAUGUGAUAAAGGCUUUUUUAGUAGUUUAGAACUUUCUCAACAUGAGAGAAUUCACACUGGUGAGAAACCUUAUGAAUGUAAAGAAUGUGGAAAGGCUUUUCGACUUGGUUUUUACCUUACAGAACAUCAAAAAAUUCAUACAGGUGAGAAGCCUUAUGAAUGUAAGGAAUGUGGGAAAGCUUUUAGUGCAUGUGGACAACUUACCCGUCAUCAGAAAAUUCAUAAGGGUGGAAAGCCUUAUGAAUGUAAGGAAUGUGGGAAGGCCUUUAGACUUGGUUUUUACCUUACUGAACAUAGAAGAAUACAUGCAGGUAAGAAACCUUACGAAUGUAAGGAAUGUGGGAAAACCUUUAAUGUCCGUGGACAGCUUAAUCGGCAUAAAACAGUUCAUACUGGUAUAAAACCCUUUAAAUGUGAAGUAUGUGGGAAGGCUUUUAGUUACAGUGGUGACCUUAGAGUACAUCAUAGAAUUCAUACUGGUGAGAAGCCAUAUGAAUGUAAGGAAUGUGGGAAAGCCUUUAUGCUUCGUUCAGUCCUUACUGAACAUCAAAGAAUUCAUACUGGUGUAAAACCCUAUGAAUGUAAAGAAUGUGGGAAGACAUUUAGAAUGCGCUCUCAAGUUAGUCUACAUAAGAAAAUUCAUACUGAUGUGAAACCCUACAAAUGUAUAGAAUGUGGGAAGACCUUUAGAUUUGGUUUCUACCUUAGUGAACAUCAGAGAAUUCACACUGGUGAAAAACCCUAUGAGUGUAAAGAAUGUGGAAAGGCCUUUAUUCGUAGAGGAAAUCUUAAAGAACAUCUGAAAAUUCAUUCUGGUUUAAAACCCUAUGAAUGUAAAGAAUGUGGGAAGGCCUUUAGUUGGCGUGGACAGUUUACUCAACAUCAGAAAAUUCAUACAGGAGUAAAACCCUACAUAUGUAAGGAAUGUGGGAAGGCCUUUAGUCGUAGUGUAGACCUUAGAAUUCAUCAAAGAAUUCAUUCAGGUGAGAAACCUUAUGAGUGUAAAGAAUGUGGGAAGGCCUUUAGACGUAAUUCACACCUUACUGAACAUCAGAGAAUUCAUACUGGUGAGAAACCCUAUGAGUGCAGUGUAUGUAGGAAGCCCUUUAGACAACAUUCACAUCUUUAUCAACAUCAGAAAAUUCAUAAUGUAACUUAA
This is a messenger RNA of Cynocephalus volans (Philippine flying lemur), 3049 nucleotides long. Its product is annotated as zinc finger protein 540-like. Gene Ontology annotation, biological process: regulation of DNA-templated transcription. The transcript is spliced from 5 exons. Lineage: Eukaryota; Metazoa; Chordata; Mammalia; Dermoptera; Cynocephalidae. The record is from RefSeq and is a predicted model, not a curated record. The coding region runs from base 1031 to 3049 and encodes 672 amino acids.